This is a messenger RNA of Chlorella variabilis, 1294 nucleotides long. RefSeq lists its product as hypothetical. The record is from RefSeq and is a predicted model, not a curated record. Gene Ontology annotation, biological process: base-excision repair. The coding region runs from base 36 to 1151 and encodes 371 amino acids. Gene Ontology annotation, molecular function: phosphoric diester hydrolase activity; DNA-(apurinic or apyrimidinic site) endonuclease activity; DNA binding. The transcript is spliced from 10 exons. NCBI's taxonomy places the organism in Eukaryota, Viridiplantae, Chlorophyta, Trebouxiophyceae, Chlorellales, Chlorellaceae. Gene Ontology annotation, cellular component: nucleus.
CUCAGUACAACUGCCUGAUCGCAUUGCACUUGUGCAUGCGCAGCUGGCUGCGGGGUGGCAGGACGUGCUGGUGGCAGGACGUGUUUGGGUGCCGGAGCCUGGUUGCUCACGUGCCUCCCCUAGCAAUGGCUCCCAAACGCAAGGCUGUGGCGCCUCCAGAGCAGGCCGCGGAGCCAGCUGCUGCAACAACUGCUGGUAUUGAUAAGAAGACGGCGGCCAAGCCCAAGGCGGCCAAGCGCGUCGCCAAGCCCAAGGCACCCAAGCCGCCCCUGGGGCCUGCAUGGGAUGCCAGCAUGCGUCCGCCACCGCUGCCUGACGGCACCCCUGCGUCUCACAUCCUCAGCUGGAAUGUUGCCGGUUUGAGAGCGCUGUUGAAGAAGGUGAAGGAGGUGGAGGCGGGGACUCGCAACGAAAACAUCCCCACACUGGUGGCGCUGGCAGAGGCGGAGCAGGCCGACGUGUUGUGUUUGCAGGAGAUCAAGCUGCAGGAAGACCAUUGUGUCGAGGUGCUUAAGGAGCUGAAUCUGCCCGAGGGCUGGCACGUGAGCUGGAACUGCAGCCGGGACAAAAAAGGCUAUAGCGGGACAGCCAUUGUGAGCCGCCAGGCGCCGCUGUCAGUCAGCUGCGGCAUCGGCGCAGAGGAGCAUGAUGGAGAGGGCCGUGUUAUAACCGCGGAGUUUUCUGCCUUUUACCUGGUGAAUUGUUACACCCCAAAUAGUGGUGAGGGCCUGAAGAGGCUUGGUUACAGAGUCGAGAAGUGGGACAAAGACUUCUCUGCCUACCUGAAGCGUCUGGAGCAGCACAAGCCGGUUGUGGUCACCGGGGACCUGAAUGUAGCGCCUGCCGAGAUCGACAUCCACUCACCCAAGACCAAUCUGAAGUCGGCGGGGUUCACGCCUCAGGAGCGCGCCAGCUUUGCGGCCAACCUGCUUGGGCAGGGAUUUGUGGAUUGCUUCCGGACACAGUACCCCGAGGCGGUGGCAUACACCUAUUGGGGUUACCGAUUCAAUGCACGUGGCAACAACAAGGGCUGGCGACUGGAUCACUUUCUCGUGUCGCAGCAGCUGCAUUCCAGCUUACACGACUGCUACCACCUGCCGGCCAUCAUGGGCUCUGACCACUGUCCCUUGGGCCUUGUGCUGAAGCAUUAAUCGGCACCGAUUUAAACACUAGCGGACAUGCUUUCCGCAUACUCAGGACAUGUGACGAUCACACAUGUGAUGGAUACAAGAACUCGGGCACCCCCUAAGCUUGGGCACCCCCUGGCCACCCCUACAUGUAAUGCUCAGCCGCC